AUGGAGAGCUAUAUUGAGAGUCUGACAGAUCCGCUGGAAAAGCAGCGAAAAAUUCAGGACUUUUAUCACACUCUGCGAAUGUUCUAUAAGAAGCGAUGGAACGCGCCGCUCCUCAUUCCUUGCGUUCAGGGUGUUGAAGUCAAUCUGUUCAGACUCUAUGAUACGGUACAAGCGCUGGGAGGAUGGCAAAAGGUGGCAGCCGGAGAGAAAUGGUCGAAUGUUGCUGAGAUUCUCGGAUGCAAGGACGAUGUGGUUUGCGGCGAUCACGCAAUUAAACUAAUUUAUAUGAGAUAUUUGUCGAAAUACGAGCAAAUUCAAACAAUCGGCGAUGUCGAUGAUUUUCUCGACAAUGAUUUGGGACGGGGUCGCGGCCGCGGCACCUCGUCGUUCUUCGCCACCAAUGAAUGUCCGAUUAGCAGCAAUCGGUUGCAUCCGUAUGUUCCUCGAGAUGAACGCGGCAAUAUUAUUCAGGAGCAUGAUUACUCGAAACUAAUUAAAUCGCUUCUCACGGGGUUGCCGAAUGAGACCGAUUUUGCUGUGAAUGUUUGUAUGCUUUUAUCGCACACCGGCCCGAAACAGUUGAGGAUUUCGAAUGCGCCGACGCUUUUGACGGUUCUCGUCGCUCAUGCGGGAAUUUAUGAUGAUGAGAAUGAAUCACUAGCCGAUUUGGGUCCCGUCUGGAAAGAAGCCUCCAAUCACGAUUUUCCAUCGUUCUGGGCGGCUUGCGGAGCUCCGAAAGAGCUGAUUGCCAAAUAUGCAGGUCCUCAUAUCGCUAGGAAAGAAGUGGAUGAAGACGAGGAAUUUUUUACCGGUCUCAACCAUUCGUUCAGUGUUCACGAUCCAGUGUCAUGGCGACUCAAUCAAAUCGCCACCAUUAUUCGCAAUUUGUCAUUUGAGCCUGUGAAUCGGAUAACGAUUGUCCGCACAUGGCCCGUUAUGAAAUUCUUGUUGCUCUGCGCGAAUUGUCGAUGGGCGCCGUUGUACACGGCGGCGUUCGAUGCGCUUGGAAAUUUGGCUAGCGAUAUCGAUUUGGCUGACAAGACUUUGGUGCACAUUGCCGAUCACGCGAUUCUUCGGCUAGUCAAUGAUGGGAUAUUCAGCUCGGACAAAUUCAAAAUCAUUAGAUCGUUGGAGAUUCUCACCGGGCUCGCCGCGUUUGAAGGCAACGAGGCGACGAUUUGCGAGUGGCUCAACUCGAAAACCAUUAAUCACAUUUUCGAGAUCAUUGGAAUCAAGGAUAUUAUGAUGUGCGUUUACACAUUGGAAUGCUUGUAUCAGAUAUCGGAGAUGGGCGACACGGCGUGCGAUAUAAUUGCCGAUGCGCCGUGCGCUAUUCAGCAGCUUGUCACCAUGGCCACCAUGGAGGCGGUGUCGUUUGGGCCGGGAGGUCUCUCGGGAAUGAAGACGAACAUUCGUCUUGGCGCGACGAUUCCGGUGCAGCCGAUUGUGCCGAGCGCCAACACCGGCGAAUCGCAAUUGGAGCAGCUCACUGAGAAAUGGAUCCGCGCGAAUUGUGUGUUCGAGCCGACGAUGUCGACGCCUCGCGGUGAACUCUACGCGGUCUAUGUUGAUGAUCUUAGGAAUCAAUAUCAUUCGUUGAGUGGAUCGUUGGCGAUGUUCAGCGGUGUGAUGAAAAAUAUUUAUCCUGGUGUGAACUUUCGAAUGGCCGAGAAUGGGAUAAUGAUUGUGGCGCAAGGGAUUCGGCUCGUCAGACCGCAUCGACUCGCGCCCGCUGCGUCGAAAAUGAAUGAUUUGAAUGAGAAGGAGGAGACGCAUCCGCUUAUGAAGAAGAUGUUGUCGAAGAAGGAUCCGCCGAUGACGAAUGGGAUUAAUGGGCAUGCUGAGGAAGCUCCUGAACCAGAAAAAGUGUUUGCGAAGCGCAACGGCACCGUCGCGAACGGACACGUCGAAAUAUGUAAGGAUCCGAUACCGGCGUCGCGUCUCAUCGAUUCAUCGAAAAUCGAAGAGGUGAAAAUUGAGCGAAAAAUGAAUGGAACAUCGCCGAUUGAUAAGGAGACUGAUGUGAUUUCGGACGUUGAGAAUGAUAAGAAUGCGAUUCUGAACGGCAAAAUCACGAAUGGCUCGAAAAUGGAGACGAGGAAGAAGGCGUCGAUGGCGUCGAGAGCCGCGAGUAUUGUUGCUCAGGUCACCGCGAAAAUUGAUGAGGAGAAGAAAAUGAGCAACGGAAAUGAGGCGAUUGUCAAUGGAAACGGGCCCGAUGAAGCUACCACUAGUGCUCCAGCUCCACAAGAGGUUCCUCCUGUUGUUGAAGAGAAGAAGCCGAUUCGGAAAGGAAUGGAGCCGUCAAGUGUUCCGACGGAAUACAUGUGCGAUUGGGAUUGUUGCUCGUUGUACUACUCGACGCCCGGCCAUGUGUUGAAGCAUUUGAGCGAGGAGCACGUUGUCGAGGAAUUGCGCCUACUUUGCCGCUGGAACGGCUGCAGCGAUCCGACGCCGAGGAAUCGUUGGUCGCUGGUCACGCAUAUUCAGGACGCGCAUUGCAAUGAGACGCAACUCAAGAUUGCCGCUGCGAAGCGACGCGACGGCAUCGCGAUUCGACCAACGGCGCCGAGGAAUGAGAUCGUGCCGCGAGAUUACACGAAUCAUCCGGGCUACUCGAAGACGGCGGCGAUGGAUGCCGUCAGGCGGCACGCGUUUAAUUUCGUGCCGAGAGACAUUACUGAUGAAUGCGAGGGUCCGGUGACGAAGAGUAUUCGACUCACGAGUUGCCUGAUUCUGAGGAAUCUGGCGAGAUAUUCGGCUGAGGGAAGGAAAAAACUUCGCCGCCAUGAAUCUCACAUAUGUUGGCUUGCAUUGUCGCGACUCGAGAGCAGUCACGCACUUGCGCAGCUCCUCUCCGAACUUCAGGAAGUGGCGGUGACGAGCGACGAGCAACAAGGGUCGCUUUCGACGGCGCCGUCGUCGGCGUCGCUUUGCUCAAGCGCUAGCGGCGCCGCGCAACAUCAGGUGCCGGAAUCGCCGACGUCGUCGAAUUUCGCCACACCGAAAUUGGAGCAGCAGCCGGCGAGGAAACCGAUUGGUGCCUCGCAUAAACCGUUGAAUUUCGCCAGUGCGCAUUUGCCCGCGGAAAUGCCACCGCCGGCUCUUCCGUGCUCUUCGAGCCGUCAUCCGGCUCUUCAGCAACAUCUACCCGGCCAGCCAUCGCCUCUCGUUCAGACGACGCCGCUACGUGCGGGAGUUGGCCGCUGA
Caenorhabditis bovis is the source of this 3210-nucleotide messenger RNA. The record is from the annotation of a GenBank genome assembly. NCBI's taxonomy places the organism in Eukaryota, Metazoa, Nematoda, Chromadorea, Rhabditida, Rhabditidae.